Molecule: messenger RNA, 1005 nt
Organism: Aspergillus brunneoviolaceus CBS 621.78
Lineage: Eukaryota; Fungi; Ascomycota; Eurotiomycetes; Eurotiales; Aspergillaceae
Product: alpha/beta-hydrolase
Exons: 6
Coding region: 36-938 (300 amino acids)
Cellular component (GO): mitochondrion
Source: RefSeq, a predicted model, not a curated record
GACUGACAGAAAUCUCCCCUCCUAUACCAGUAAAUAUGCUCUCCAGGGUUUUGUUCAAGAGAGCCGGAGCCAGCCAGCGCCCAGCGGGCCUCGCGCGCCUGUUCUCCUCCACCACCCAGCGGAUGGACCCCGAUCUGUCUUACCAAGUCUUCAAGCCCGAGAAGGACGAAGUAAGCCGGGGCCCGAUCAUCUUCCUGCACGGCCUGUUCGGCUCGAAGCAGAACAACCGGAGCAUCAGCCGCGCAUUGGCCCGCGACCUCAAAUGCGAGGUCUUCACCGUGGACCUCCGAAACCACGGCCACUCGUUCCACGCCGAGGAGCACAAUUACUCCGUAAUGGCGGAGGACGUGGUCCAGUUCAUGCAGCAGUUGAAGCUGGAGAAGGCUGCGCUGAUCGGGCACUCGAUGGGCGCCAAAGCCGCAAUGACCGUCGCCCUCGAAUCCCCGCGUCUCGUCUCGGCACUGGUCCCCGUGGACAACGCCCCGCGCAACGCGCCCCUCAAGAGUGACUUCGGCAAGUACGUCCGUGGAAUGCAGGAAGUCGAAGCCGCCAAGGUGACCAAACAGUCCGAUGCCGAUAAGAUCCUGAAGGAGUAUGAGGAGUCCCUCCCCAUCCGCCAAUUUCUCCUCACGAACCUGGUCCGCUCCGAGGAGGACCAGACCAUGAAAUUCCGCGUCCCGCUCGCCGUCCUCGGCGAGUCGCUGGUCGACAUGGCCGACUUCCCGUACGCGGAGCCCGGCGCGAAGCAGUACGAGGGGCCGACGCUCUUCGUCCGCGGCACGAGGAGUCGCUACGUGACCGACGAUGCGAUCCCCGCGAUCAAAGCGUUCUUCCCGCAGGCGCGGAUCGCGGAUGUUGAGGCGGGCCAUUGGUUGAUCUCCGAGAAUCCGGAGGCGUUUAGGCUUGCGGUGGUUAAAUUCUUUAAGGAGUUGGAUUAGGCUCAGUGUUUGAACAGGUUGGGGGUGCAGGUGUAUAUAGGUUGGGUCUGGGUUUGGGAGUAGAUUC